Molecule: messenger RNA, 1172 nt
Organism: Chilo suppressalis (striped riceborer)
Lineage: Eukaryota; Metazoa; Arthropoda; Insecta; Lepidoptera; Crambidae
Source: the annotation of a GenBank genome assembly
CUGAAUUGACCGUUUUAUAUAUUAAGAAUUCCCAACCUAAAGUUAGUAUCGCCAAUGCUUAUUUCAAGAUGCAGACGAUUCUGAGGUGCCUUUUGGUCGCUUUGUUUUGUUUCUCAACACAUGGUGCCAAGAAUCAGUUUCGAUGUGAUUACACAUACGUUCCAAAUGCGGAAGGGUGGUUAAAAUACCACGAGAUUCCUUCAAAUUGGAACGAAGCCCGAUUGAGAUGUCACAUGGAAGGUGCAUAUUUAGCUUCACCGCUAAACAAAAACCUCCAAGACGCAAUGACAACAAUGAUGAACGAUAAAAAAACAAAUUGUGCAGUGUUUACGGGCAUACACGCUACAUUUUCGAGAGGAGAUUAUGCUUCUGUAGAAGGUAUACCAAUGGCGAAAAACAUGACGCGACACGCCUCUUCGACUCUGCACCGGUGUGUACCAUUAUCGAGAAUACCUCAUACAUGGACGAAUGACGAACCUGAUAACUAUCAGGAUAAAGAGAAUUGUCUGAUCUUAUUGCCCGAUGGGAAUAUGGGCGAUGCUAAAUGCUCAGAUACAUUCCCUUACUUCUGUUACAAGAAGAAAACGCCGACAGUCAUCACUAGUUGUGGCACCAUAGAUCCUGAUUAUACUUUGGACGCCAGAACUGGCAAAUGUUACAAGUUCCACCGUGUGCCAAGGACUUGGUCCCGUGCGUACAUGAACUGUAUGGCAGAAGGAGCACACUUAGCAAUCAUCAACUCCGAUACCGAAGCCACAGUUCUCAAAGAGAUAUUUGGAAAGAAUCCUGGUGGUUCGAUGCUUGGUAACUUCUGGAAAGAUGUAGCAUUUAUGGGUUUCCACGAUUGGACAGAACACGGUGAUUGGAGGACUAUUGAAGGACAAACUCUGAAAGAAGCUGGUUACGACAAAUUUUCUCCCGGUGAGCCAAACAACUCGACGACGGGAGAGUUCUGCGGUGCCAUCUAUAGAAGCGCUUUAUUCGAUGACCUAUGGUGCGAGAACAGAUACGCUUUCAUAUGCGAAAAGGAUCCCGCCAGCCUGUCCUGUGACAAUUUCUCUUGAUUCUUGUAAAUCUUGAAAUAAAAAAAACGUUAGUACCUUCAAUAUAAAUGGGAAUUAUGAAUCUGUUUUGAUUACGAUGGUUCAACAUCUACUUCUACCUGACCCGGC